AUGUCUUCAGAUAACCAUCUUAACAAAAGACAGAAAUUGGAACCGAUAAUGCAGCCCCUGAAAGUGUAUCUCCGUUCUCCGAAAGCCAAAGCACCAACUAGAGGUUCUGCAUUGGCUGCUGGUUAUGACUUAUACUCCUCUGAGAAGGCAGUGAUUCCUGGACACGGCCAAGGCCUGGUGGCUACUGACAUCAGCAUUAUUGUCCCCGAAGGUACGUACGGACGCGUUGCUCCUCGUUCUGGACUUGCAGUCAAACAUGGGAUUUCAACAGGUGCCGGAGUCAUUGAUGCUGACUAUCGUGGAGAAGUGAAAGUCGUUCUUUUCAACCACUCCAGUAAAGACUUUGAAAUCAACGAAGGUGACCGCAUUGCACAGCUUAUACUCGAGAAAAUUGUGAUGGCUGAGGUCAACGAGUUGACCACCGAGCAAUGGAAAGAAGAGACUACUGAGAGAGGUGAAGGGGGAUUCGGAUCUACUGGAGGAUUUGGAAAGAAAUAAUCAAUAGUCUGCUAUAGAAAUAUGAAUUUUAAAAGUUUCAUCAAAAUUAAAAAGAUGCGCUUGAUGAGUCUCCAAAACUCGACGAUGAUCCAAAUGAUCCAGAGUGCCAACACAAUCAAGUUCUCCAAGCAUGAGUACACGAGCUGGAACAACCAUUCAUCGUUGGUGUUUGAAAGCUGAUCUUUCUUCUCCUGUAUAUUCCUUAUCCUCAAAGUGAUUGAUGUAUUAAUCUCACCGUUUGUCCUGUCACAAUAACCCAGUAAUUCUUCAAUUUUGUACGAUUUGGCGUUGUUGAAUUGAUUGAAUCGGUCCAAGAUGGCGUCGACCUUGUUAAUGGUUGUUUGCAGCGAUUGCGAUAUCUGACUAGUUUGCGCUUGGGUGGACUCGAAUGAUUCGAGCUGCUUUUGGAUGUCAAGGCCUUUGGCGGCAAUAAUGUCUUCCCGAUGAUAGUCUGCGAUGCGGAUCCUCGACUCUGCAAGAGCGAGCUUGCUUUGGAGGCCUUUGACCAUCCUUUUUUGCUCCGAGAGAUCAUCGCAGUUUGCUGUUUCAUCACUUUCUGUCGGAUGCGAUGGGGACAGCGAUUCGCUCGAUUUUCCACCUUGAAAAAGAAAACUUAGCUUAUCUAUACUUGAGUUGCGCGAAGAAGGGGUAUCAAAAUCCUCGUCACUCUUCAAGGAUCUAGUAUGGCCAGGAGUGCGUUUUAAACUGUUUAAUCGAUAGUGCUCUAGUCGAGCAAGAGAUGCAGAGCUUUCGUUCACACGAGCAAGCGAACUGAGACGUCGAUCGUCCCCGGAGCUGUCAUCGUCUUCCUUGUGGAACUCGCCAUCAAAUCCAACAAACAGUUGCUCAUGAAGGCUUUUCAGCCGUCUGUUUUUCUGUGGGGUCUGCUUUGCGCUGUCUAGCUUAGGAAACCAGAGUUCUCCGUUUGGCCUCUUCAAUUCAUGCCAGUGCUUUUCUCUCCAAGUGAUAUCGUUGUAAUAUUCGUUAAGGUUUACUUGCCAGAUGAGAUGCUGCUUGUUGUAUUUGCUAAACACUCUUGAGGGUGGCUUGUAGUCUCCUAGAGGAAAGGUCGUGAGCUUUUCGUUGUAUUUCUUUCUGAUACGUCGGUUUCGUAUAAUUUGCAAAGGGUUGAAUACUCCCUCAACUCCUUCAUACAGUGGAGUCUGAGGAUCAGCAUCGUCGUAGUGCACUGUAUUCUGAUAGAGUUCGAUAAAGUCGUAGUAGCUUUGAAUGAUGGUUUUCACUUUCUCCGCUCGUUUCCUGCAGAUUUGAAACGUUUUGUCCUCGAGGAUGUUCGGCUCAAAUUUAGAGCGAGGCUCCAUACAAAUCUUUGGAUCAUGAGCCUGAUCUCUACUUAACUUGAGAUCAUGGACGAGCGACUUCCGAGCGUCCAGAAGCUCCUGUGUUUCCUCAACCAGUCCCUCAUAUUUAUUAGAAUCGUUUGUCAGAGUAGAGCUGAGAAGACUGUUAUGUGACUCAAACCCAUUUGGAUCCGCAGGUAC
Messenger RNA from Ogataea polymorpha, 2000 nucleotides. RefSeq lists its product as uncharacterized. The transcript has a single exon. Gene Ontology annotation, molecular function: magnesium ion binding; dUTP diphosphatase activity. The coding region runs from base 1 to 498 and encodes 165 amino acids. The record is from RefSeq and is a predicted model, not a curated record. NCBI's taxonomy places the organism in Eukaryota, Fungi, Ascomycota, Pichiomycetes, Pichiales, Pichiaceae. Gene Ontology annotation, biological process: dUTP catabolic process; dUMP biosynthetic process.